UAUAAAGUCCUGGAAUUUUACAUUUCAAAUUAGUGUGGCUUGAUUGGUUUCGUUGUCAACAUGAAAUUAUUACUACUGUGUAGUUUGUUGGCAUCCAGUGCUUUAUCCGAAGACGUAGUAAGUUCAAGGCGAUUCCCCAGAAAUUUCAAAUUCGGUACGGCAUCAGCAGCUUACCAGAUUGAAGGAGGAUGGGAUGCAGAUGGUAAAGGCGAAAAUAUAUGGGACAGAUCCACACAUCUGCACCCUGAAAAGAACUCCUACCAAACCGGAGAUGUUGCCUGCGAUUCCUACAACAAAUGGCAGGAGGAUGUAGACCUAUUGGUUGGAAUGGGAGUAAGCACCUACAGGUUCUCCAUUGCAUGGUCCAGGGUUCUACCCACUGGUUUGGUCGACUCGCCCAAUCCUAGUGGCAUUGAGUAUUACAGAAAGUUGAUUGGGGCUUUAAGGGAAAACAACAUCGAACCCUUGGUGACCAUGCAUCAUUGGGACUUGCCAACGUACCUCGAAGAUUUGGGAGGUUUCACUAAUUCAGAUAUCCAAGAAUGGUUUGUGGAUUACGCUCGAUUUCUGUUUGAGAACUUUGGAGAUCAAGUCACCGAAUGGAUCACUUUCAAUGAACCGAAGCAAACUUGCGAGCAUGGAUACGGAACUGGCGCUUUGGCUCCAAAUAUCGAAAGUCCUGGAGUGAAGGAUUAUAUUUGCGCCCAUAACUUGAUUAUUGCUCAUGGAAAAGCAUACAGACUGUACGAGAGAGAGUUCAAAGAAUCACAAGGAGGAAGAGUAACCAUGGUAAUUGACAGCAACUGGUUUGGCCCAGCUUCGGAAAGCGCUGAAGAUAUAGAAGCAGCAGAAAGGAACAUGCUUUUCACUUAUGGAUGGUUUGGGCAUCCAAUCAACUUUGGAGACUACCCAGAAGUCAUGAAAGAAAGAAUCGCUUAUCGUUCAGAGCUGGAGGGAUUCGCCUCAUCCCGUUUGCCUAGCUUCACAGAAGAAGAAAAGGAAAUUAUUGCUGGCACAGCUGACUUCAUGUGCGUCAACAUAUACACAUCUUCAUUAGUCAGAGCUAUUGAAGAACCAGGCAUUGUCCGCGAAAGUCCGUCAAGAGAAUUAGAUCUUGGUGUUGAAGUAUAUCAACCAGAUGAUUGGGAACCAACUAUUACUAGUUGGUUUAAGGUUGUUCCAUGGGGAGCCAGAAAACUUGUAAAAUGGAUUAGUGACACGUACGAUCAUCCAGAAAUCAUUGUCACUGAAAAUGGAUACCACGACGAUGGAACAGUGAUUCAUGACUUGGAAACCAGAGGCCGAUACCAUAAGCUCUACCUCAGUAACUUGCAAGAUGCUAUAUAUGAAGACGAUGUCAACUUGACCGGUUACAUGGCUUGGGCUCUUACUGAUGACUUUGAAUGGCAAUAUGGAUACAAUAUUCAAUUAGGUUUGUACCAAGUGAACUUUACCGAUCCUGAUAGGCCAAGAACCGCGAAGGAUUCAGCAGCGUACUACAGACAAGUAGUGAAAACUAGGUGUUUGUUAGACGAUGACCAAUGUACUGAUUAAAUACUCGUCAAAACGUCUCAAUCUGUUAUGAAAAAGUAAUUUUUAAUAAAUAAAAGGUGUACACAUUA
Molecule: messenger RNA, 1622 nt
Organism: Dendroctonus ponderosae (mountain pine beetle)
Lineage: Eukaryota; Metazoa; Arthropoda; Insecta; Coleoptera; Curculionidae
Product: myrosinase 1
Exons: 9
Coding region: 61-1554 (497 amino acids)
Biological process (GO): carbohydrate metabolic process
Molecular function (GO): beta-glucosidase activity
Source: RefSeq, a predicted model, not a curated record